GGGUUAACUGGAUGUUGAUGAUCACUGUCAAAUGCCUGAAGUACACUGAAGUUAUAAUUUUACAUUUUGAUUACUGUCUAACUGAGUUCACGGGUUCAAGUCCUGGAAACAGCCUCUUACAGAAAUGUAGGUAAAGGCUGCGUACAAUAGACCCAAAGUGGUCGGACCCAUCCCCGGACCCUGCGCAAGCGGGAGCUACAUGCACCGGGCUGCCCUUUUGUCGCGAUAUCUUAUGGGUUUCACCUCUAGCCUACCCCAACUUGUUUGGGACUAAAGGCUUUGUUGUUGUUGUCGUUGUAUUACUGUCUAACUGAGUUCUGUAUUCAUGUUUUAUGAGUUUGUCCAAAUGAAGGAACUGUGAGCAUAGGGUGUUGAUUCAAGAGGAAAACCCUAAGUAGGAAGGAAGGAAUAAGUAACUGGAAGAAGAAAGAAGUCACCUGAGUUUCCAGAAAACCCUUGGGGAAGACAAGAAAAGAAUGAAGUACAGACAAAGCAAAGCUCUAAUCCUCCUCAGAUAAUUUUCUGAUGCCCCUCUCCAUUUGCAGUAACGCAUUGCUUCAUACCCCCUACUUAUAGAGGAUUGUACACCACCUUGGCUACAAAGUUACAAGGCGAGGAGACAACUUUGAAAGCGAUGGCUGUCCCACAAGUUGACAAGAAAAUGCUUGGUGAACUUGAAGUUAUGGGAUUCCCCGCCGUUCGUUCAAUUAGGGCACUUCAUUAUUCUGGUAAUUCCAAUCUUGAAUCUGCGAUAAAUUGGCUUCUGGAACAUGAAAGUGACCCAGACAUUGAUCAGCUACCAUUGGUUUCAAGAGAAAUCAGCAUUGAAUGUGGUGACACAUCAAGCGAAGUGAGAAACAGCGUUCAAGGAAUGAGCUUGAAUCUUGGAAUGCAUGGGUACCUCACAAAAAGAAACAGAGGGUUAUUAUUACGAUUUACGGACUACCGAUGGAGAAUAUGCAUUCAUGAGAAGCUUAUCUACUCCAAGACCCAUGCCCAGGCGAGAAAACCAGAAGAGCAAACUACAGCUGGAAGUCAGAAGGAGACUUCAGAGGUGGAAAGAGAACUCAAUGCCAAUGAACAUGAGGAAGAGGAUAGAAAGAGGGUUUUAGCACUACAUAAGUCAAAGCGUGACGAGGAAGAAAAAGCACGAGGGAGAAUCAGAAAUCAACUUCAGGAGGAUAAGAGGGAGAGGAUUCAAGCUGCUAAAGAUGUUAUCGAAGCAAAACGGACUCUUGAAGAAAAUCAAAGAAAACGCAUGAUGGAAAGUCGAAAAGCAGAACAAGAGGAGGAGAAAAGAGCAAGAGAGAGAAUCCGUCAGCGUAUAGAGGAUGAUAAGGCAGAAAGAAGGAGAGGGCUUGGUUUGCCACGGGAAAAUACAGUAGCAUCAGCUCCGAUAGUAACUCUCGCAAAGGUAAAACCUAUUGAACCAGUUGUAACAUCAGAACAAUUGAGAGAUUGCCUACGAACUCUGAAAAAGAAUCACAAGGAUGACAACGCUAGAGUGAAAAGAGCAUUCCAAAUAUUGCUGAAGAUAGUCGCCAACAUAGUAAAGAACCCAGAAGAGGAGAGGUUCAGGAGGAUUCGACUAAGCAACCCUGUUUUCAAGGACAGGGUGGGUAAUCUGCAAGGCGGCGUAGAGUUCCUGGAGCUGUGCGGGUUCCAGAAGCUCAGGAACAACAGCUACCUGGUCAUGCCGAGGGGCAAGGCCGACGUGGCGCUCCUCAACGCGGCGGGGGUCGAGAUCGCGUCUGCCAUGGAGAAUCCCUACUUUGGGCUGCUCUCCAAGUGAGCGGGACAGCCUGCAUUCAUCUCUGCUUCACCAUUAAGAGCUCAUCUAUAUUCGGUACUACGAGCUUUGUAAAUAUUAAAAACCUUUGUGGCAAUGAAGUGUGAGUACCAGCGAAUGGACGGCACGGCGCUGUAGCUCAUAGAUCUCGUCGAUGGGAUCUAUCCCCUGUAUGUAACUGAACAAAUUGUGUUCCAGUAAAUCUCAUGAUUUGUUGGCAACA
This is a messenger RNA of Triticum aestivum (bread wheat), 2012 nucleotides long. Its product is annotated as UBX domain-containing protein 1. The record is from RefSeq and is a predicted model, not a curated record. Gene Ontology annotation, molecular function: protein binding. NCBI's taxonomy places the organism in Eukaryota, Viridiplantae, Streptophyta, Magnoliopsida, Poales, Poaceae. The transcript is spliced from 14 exons. The coding region runs from base 635 to 1792 and encodes 385 amino acids.